AUGCUUUUUGUCGAGCAUGUGGGCAGUGUGCCUGAAGGGCUGCAGGCUAUGUGCUGGAGUCCGGACCUGGAGCUAGCUGCUCUGGUCACCUCACAGCCAGCACUGCUGCUCAUCACAGCGGAGUUUGAGCCAGUGGCUGAGCUCCCUCUCUUCUCUGAGGAGUUUGGAGACAUGGCACCCGUCACUGUGGGCUGGGGCCGCAAGGAGACCCAGUUCCACGGCUCGGCCGGCAAGGCGGCCGCCGUGGCGUCUGAGCCGACUGCGGAGCCGGCCGGGAGGGACGACGGCCGGCCGAGGGUCACCUGGCGGGGCGACGGGCAGAUGCUGGCCGUGAGCGUCCUCUGCCGCGAGACAGGCGCCCGCCGGUUCGUGGUCGUGUCCCGCGACGGCAGCCGUCUCUCCACCAGCGAGCCGGUGGCGGCACUGGGCCAGAGUCUGGCCUGGCGACCCUCCGGCGCCACCCUGGCCGCCACGCAGCGACUCCCCAACAAACUACAGGUGGUCUUCUUCGAGAAGAACGGCCUGCGCCACGGAGAGUUCACGCUGCCCUUCCCGCCGGACGCAGCGCACGUCCGUGAGCUGCUGUGGAGUCCCGACUCGGCGGUGCUGGCCGUGUGGCUGGAGCUCGGCUCGGAGUCAGAGUCAGAGUCGCGCGUUCAGCUCUGGACGACGGGCAACUACCACUGGUACUGCAAGCAGGAGCACGUGGUGGCGGCCGGCGACCGGGCGGUGGCCGUCACCUGGCACCCGGCAGCCGACUACAGGCUGUUGGUGCUGUGCCGCUCCGGUCGCCUGCUCACCUGGGAGCACCAGUGGCGGUGGUCGACCGCUCCCCAGUCCUCAGUAGCAGCAGUGGCGGACGGCACGCGACUUCUCAUCACUCCACUAGCAUCCACCGUCGUGCCGCCGCCCAUGUCUGCCCACGAGUUGGUACUGUCGGCCUCUGUCAGUGCGGUGUGUCAGGGGCCGGCCGGCGCCGACCACUGGCUGUGGGCAGUCACCUCCGACCGACGACUGCAUGCGUUCCGACUCCUGCCGCUGGGUGCUGAGCCGGUCACCUCCCCCGGCGGCUGCACUGUAACCAUGACGGCCGGCGGCGGUGUCGGGUUCGCCGCGCGCGCGCCGCUGCACGAGUGGCGCGGCAGCUGCUCCGUAGGUGGCGCGCCGCCGGUGUAUGCUGCCUGGGCCUGGGAACUGGUGAGCGCCGAGCGGAUGGUGUGCGCGGCACACACUCAGGACGGGUACCAGCUGUGGCUGAUGGACGUUUCGGCGCCCGAGACGGCGGGUGAUGGUGGUGUCAGCGUCACACUGAGUCGCACGGUGCCGGUGUCCUGCGCGCCCCUCAUCACUAGUGCGGUGGGCGGCGGGUCGGCUGACGCCGUGGUCCACUCCGAGGAGGGCUCGAUGGCGCUACUCGACACAGAGACGGCCGAGCUGCGGCCGCUCACUGACAGCCAGUCCGGGACGGAGGUCCGGCUGCCGGUCCCUGCACAACAGGUGGUAGCGGUGAGCGGCGGCCCGGCCGGCCGGCGCCGCGUCCUGUCUCUCACCGGCCAGCGGCGGCUCUACUGCGACGGUCGGCCGCUGCUAUCCGCCUGCAGCUCGUUCGGCGUGUCAGACGACUUUCUGGUGGUGACCACACUGGAACACACGCUGCUCUGCCUGCCGCUGACAGCUCUGCUCGCCGAUGGCAGCUCAGUCUCGGAGUCUAGCUGGUCGGAGGUGGGCACUCGGCGGCUGGAGCGUGGCUCGCGCCUGGUGACGGCCGUGCGCGGCGACACGCGGCUGGUGCUACAGAUGCCGCGAGGAAACUUGGAGGUGAUCCACCCGCGGCCGCUGGUGGUGGCCAGACUGGCGCGCCUCAUGGACAGCGCCGAGUACUACACCGCCUACUCGGAGAUGCGUCGGCACCGGAUCAACCUCAACCUGCUGGUCGACCACGAUCCGGAGACGUUCGCGGCGCGCUGCGACGAUAUCUGCGCGGCGCUGCGCCAUGAGCCCAGCUGGCUGUGUGUGUUCGUCUCCGAUCUCAGUGAGGAGGACGUAACUCGCACCCUCUACCGCGAGUCCUACCGGAGCCGCUCGGCCGCCGCGGCCCCUCCCGGUAAGGUGGACCGCGUGUGUGAGCUGGUGCGGGACUCCCUGGAGCGGCUGGACCGCGGUCGGCUGCUGCUGCCGCUGCUCACCACACUGGUGCGACACACGAGACCGCGACUGGAGGAGGCGCUGCGGGUCAUCAGUCAGCUCAGAGACACCCCUCCCACCGAGCCGGGCGCGGUGACGGCCGACGCCGCGCUCCGCUACCUCAUCUGUCUGGUGGACGUGGACCAGCUCUACUCCGUGGCUAUGGGCACAUACGACUUCGACCUAGUCCUCAUGGUGGCUGAAAAGUCGCAGAAGGACCCCAAGGAGUACCUGCCGCUACUGAACGAGCUCCGUCAGCUGCCUGCCGAGUACGCCCGGUACCGAGUCGACUGUCUGCUGCGCCGGCACGAGUCAGCUCUGCGGCACCUGGCGGCGGCCGGCGCCGACCGUCAGCCCGAGCUGCUGCGACUGGUGCAGGAGCGCGGCCUGUACUCGGCGGCGCUGCGGCUGCUGCCGGCCGGCGGCGCUGCCUACCGCGCCGUCUGCGGCCUGUUCGCCGAGCACCUGGACGGCGCCGGCCGCUGCUGGGAGGCAGCCGCGCUCUACGUGCGCGCCGGCGCCCAGACUUCGGCCGUGGACGCGCUGCGCCGCGCCGGCGCCUGGCGCCAGUGUCUGCAGACGGCCGGACAGCUCGGCAUGCCGGCUGACCAGCUGCGUCAGCUGGCGGCCGGACUGGCCGCCGAGCUGCGCACGGCCGGACGCUGCGCAGACGCCGCGGAGGUCUAUGAGCGUCACCUGCGGCAGCCAGAGGAUCAGGUGGCCUGCCUGCUGGAGGGCAGACUCUGGGACCAGGCGGUGGCCGCCUGCCACCAGGCGCGACGGCCCCAGAUGGUCGCGGUGCUGGUGGUGCCGGCGCUCCACCGGGCGGCGGCCAACAUGGCAGACACACUGCGCCGCAUCUCGGACACCCUGACCGAGCGUCGCGCCCGGCUGGCGGUGGUGCGUGCCCAGCAGCUGCAGCUGCUGAGCCGGCAGCGGUGCCAGCUGGCCGACGGCGAGGGGCCGGCUGGAGCCGACAGCGACCUCUACUCGGACUCGAGCAGCGUGUCGGGGGUGUCCGCCAGCUCCGGAUCAUCGGGCCGCACGUUCCGCUCCAGCAAGUCUCGGCGGAAGCAGGAGCGGAAAAAGUACAGUCUGCGGGAGGGCAGCGGCCUCGAGGACCUGGCGCUGGUGGCCGCCUGCCACGCGCUCAUCACGGAGGCCAGUGCGCUCACAGAGGAGAUGUCUGCGCUGCUGCGCGCGCUGGUCCAACACUCCCUGGACGAGCCGGCCGGCGGUCUGCAGUGCUCCUUCGCGGCCCUGUUGGACACCCUGCCGGCCGCGGCGGCGGAGGUGUGGCCCGAGCCAGCGGCCGUCGCUCAGCCUCCGCCGGCGGGUCUCGGCCCCACCGUCACCGCCAACCAGCUGGCCGACCUGGCGCAGGCCGGAGGGGACGCGGUCGCCGCGCAGACGGCGUACGCGGCGCGGAUGGCACAGCUCGAGCCGCACCUACGGUUCCCUCCCCUGCUGAAGAAGGACGACAGCUGGAAACUGCUCUGUCUGGAGGGGUUCGGAGCGGAGCCAACCAGCUGAGUUAUCACUUCUCCCCCGCGGGCACCUCUGGGUUCAGGGGCGCACAGACCGACCAGA
This is a messenger RNA of Amphibalanus amphitrite, 3774 nucleotides long. Its product is annotated as elongator complex protein 1-like. NCBI's taxonomy places the organism in Eukaryota, Metazoa, Arthropoda, Thecostraca, Balanomorpha, Balanidae. Bases 1 to 3717 code for a protein of 1238 amino acids. The record is from RefSeq and is a predicted model, not a curated record. Gene Ontology annotation, molecular function: tRNA binding. Gene Ontology annotation, biological process: tRNA wobble base 5-methoxycarbonylmethyl-2-thiouridinylation. Gene Ontology annotation, cellular component: cytosol; elongator holoenzyme complex. The transcript is spliced from 18 exons.